AUGACAGAAGUGGUCCCCACCAAAAGAAGAAGAAGAACUGUACAAAGUAGCGCAGUAAAAGAAACACCAAUUAGACGAAAAUCUACACAAACAAAGACAGCACGAGAAUUUGUUUGCGACGUGCAGAAAACCAUUCAAGGCUUACUUGACCAAGAAGAUACUACCAAGGAUGGAACAAUUACAAUAGAAGACUCCGGCCCCAAAAAAUAUCUGAUAGAAGGACAGUACGGCGACCAGAUCUGGCUAGAGGGCAACUAUUCUAUUUCUACGCUUUUACAAGAGCUGGCACUUGUUGAUAUUAAUCUCAAAACAGUUAUAGUUCCAGAAACAAUUAUAAAUGAACACACAAUUAAUAGGCUUACCAGGCUUAUUAAAACUUGCUUUUGGCCAAAUCUUAGGCGAAUGCUUGAUUUGAACGGACUGAAGCUUGCAUUGAUUGACACAAAAAUAUCUCGAGUAGAAUAUUUUCUUUAUGUUCCUUCUUUUGACACCGAGAGUAUUAAUUAUUAUAAAGAAAUUAUAUCCACCUUGGCAGAUUCUGGAUUUUUAGUAAAAUUGAUUAAAAUACGAAUGAACAAAGCAUGUGAGUCUGGAGUCUAUUUUACAGAUUCAUUGAUUUCGAGAGAAGCAUUGUGUGACACUGCUCCUGGGCUUCUGGCCCUAUCGCAUACAUACUUCUUUAUUUCUUCUGAAGCACCAGAGGCAAUCCCCUACUCAGUAGACGAGUGUACAGAGGGAAACAAAAAAGAAUUACAUUCAGAACCGGCCUUUAGUCAGAAGAAUAGCUCAUUUCCAGACCAUUGGCAUAACCCUAAAAUAUUCCCCUCUGCUAGAGGUGGAUACAUUCGGCAGGGAAAGGGGCCAUGCCCAUUUUAUGUACCCGGCGGGCGAUUCAAUGAGAUGUAUGGAUGGGAUUCAUACUUUAUUGCCAAAGGCCUUAUACUAUCAAACCAAUUGUCAGAGGCAUUUUGUAUAGCUGAGAAUCUCAGAUACCAGAUAGAAGCAUAUGGGAAAAUACUUAAUGCAAAUAGAUCGUACUACUUAUUUAGAGGAAAUCCCCCACUCUUUUCAACUCUUGUAAUAGAGCUUAUAUCUCAUCUUACAUCAGAAGAGAAAGGCUCACUACAAAAUUGGAUAGACAAGGCAGCAGAUGCUAUGAUUAAGGAAUAUUAUUACUUUCACCGAGGAUACAAUGCAGAACUUCAUCUUACCAGGCAUGUUCCUGGUGGAAAAGGAAUUCCUAUGGAAACAGAAGAGGGACACUUUUUCUCCAUAAUUCGCAGAAUAGUUCCAGGAGCAGAAAAGUGGUCUUCAGACGAACUAAAUGCAUAUAUUGCUAAAUAUAACACGGGAGAAGAAACAUCUGAAGCACUAGAAGAAUUUCUGCAGCACGACAGAGCAGUCCGGGAGUCUGGCCAUGAUACUUCUAAAAGAGUAGAUGGAAUUGCAUCGUAUUUAUAUACUGUUGAUCUGAACUCUUUGCUCUAUAAAACAGAACAAGAUAUUCUUAAGCUUCGGCAUGUACCAGAGAUAGAAAAAAUAUCAAAGCUAAGAAAGCAGGCGAUCAAUACGCAUCUGUGGAAUGGAGAAGCGUACUAUGACUACAACAUUAAAGAAAACAGACUAAGUAAAUAUAAAGGAGCAACUACUCUUUACCCACUAUUUUCCAUGGCGGCAGAUAAAGACAAAGCAGAUACAUUAGUGGCAAACAUGGGAGACCUAAUUGGCGCAGGUGGUAUAUUCACAGGAACUAAAGAAAGUUGCACAGUGCAUGCCCGCGGCAAUGAUGGCCAGAAGCAGUGGGAUUACCCGUAUGGAUGGGCUCCACACCAGAUUCUUGGGUGGAUAGGACUGACUAAUUAUAAUCAUGAUGCAAUAGCAAAAAGCCUGGCACUAAAAUGGUGCACCAUGGUAGGAAAGCUUUUUUCAAACUACAAUGGAGUAGUUACUGAGAAGUACAAUGUACAAACAGGCACACAUAAAAUGGAUGUAGAGUACGGAAACAUUGGCAGUGAAAUACGGCAUGUGCCACGGGAAGGAUUUGGAUGGACAAACUCCUCUUGGCUUGUUGGUCUGGCACUCCUUAAAGAGAGUUGGCAAAGAAAACUCUAUGCGCAAAUUGUGUUGGAAUAA
Nematocida parisii ERTm1 is the source of this 2133-nucleotide messenger RNA. RefSeq lists its product as uncharacterized. The transcript has a single exon. Gene Ontology annotation, cellular component: cytoplasm. NCBI's taxonomy places the organism in Eukaryota, Fungi, Microsporidia. Gene Ontology annotation, molecular function: alpha,alpha-trehalase activity; calcium ion binding. The coding region runs from base 1 to 2133 and encodes 710 amino acids. Gene Ontology annotation, biological process: trehalose catabolic process. The record is from RefSeq and is a predicted model, not a curated record.